UUAAAUUGUAAUACUAGGGCUCCGUAUCCUCACUAUUGGAUGCAGACUGCCUAUAUAGUGAGACUCAACUAUUCAUGAAACACUUGUACUUUUUCAGUAACAAGACUUCAAGGAAACACAUGAAGGUGACAAGGAAAGUUUGCGAUUCAGCUUUACAUUUUAGUCAGUGACCUCUUGCUCUCACAAAACAUUAGCAGUCAAAUCUAAAUGGGAGGGAAAGUCAAAUCCAAGAUAUAUAUCAAAUAAGACAGAAAAUGGAAAUAAAAUAUAAAAUGUGAUGAGAAGGAAGCACCCAUAGUAUUUUGGACUAUGGUAUAGAUAAAGCAAUCUUGACUUUUCUUAAGUCUCCCCUAUAAUGACCAAAAAUGCACAGUUGUAGAACCUAGGAAUCUGAGGAUAUUUGUAAAGAUAGUUUUUAAAUGCAACUGAGUUCAUAUUUUUUGCUUCAUUGAUAACCACUCUAUGUAUAUCAAAUGUCUCUGAAUCAUAAAUGCAGACUGAGCAGGAGGCAGGACUCAGUGAUGAGAAACCACACAGUAACAACUUUUAUCCUGCUGGGACUCACAGAUGAGCCACAGCUGAAGACUCUGGUUUUCAUCUUCCUGUUUCUCACCUACAUGCUGAGCGUCACUGGGAACCUGACCAUCAUCUCCCUCACCUCCACAGACUCUCACCUCAAAACUGCCAUGUACUUUUUCCUACAAAACUUCUCCUUCUUGGAAAUCGCAUUUACAUCUGCUUGUAUUCCCCAAUACUUGUACAACAUAGCAACAGGUGAUAAGACCAUCACAUACAACAGUUGUGCUACGCAACUAUUUUUUACUGAUCUCUUUGCUGUAACUGAGUUUUUCCUCCUGGCCGCCAUGUCCUAUGACCGCUACGUGGCCAUCUGCAAACCCCUGCAUUACGUGACCAUCGUGAACCACACGGUCUGUAGGAAACUCAUCAUUGGUUCCUGGCUGGCUGGCUUGUUGAUCAUCAUCACCCCACUCAGCCUGGGCCUAAAGCUGGAAUUCUGUGACUCCAACGUCAUUGACUAUUUUUUUUGUGAUUUAGCCCCCCUCCUAAAGAUCUCAUGCUCAGAAACGUGGCUCAUAGAGGAAACGGUCACAGUCUGUGCUGUGUUGACCUUUAUCAUGACACUCGUGUGUGUGGUUCUAUCCUACGUACACAUCCUCAAGACCAUUUUGCAAUUCCCUUCUGCCCAGCAAAGGAAAAAGGCAUUUUCUACAUGUUCUUCCCACAUGAUCGUGGUCUCCAUCAGCUAUGGAAGCUGUAUCUUCAUCUAUGUUAAACCUUCACCAAAGGACUCACUGGCUGUUAAUAAGGGAGUGACAAUUCUCACUACUUCCAUUGCUCCCAUGCUGAAUCCUUUCAUUUACACCUUGAGAAACAAGCAAGUGAAACAAGCUUUCAAUGAUGCAAUCAAAAGAAUUGCAUUAUUCAAAAAGGACUAAUGGAAUUCACUCAUUAGAAUGAUCAGUUUUUCAUAAAAAGAUCAUUAGUUCCUCAGUGUGUGCCUUUGAGUUUUCAAAUCAUUUCCAUCCUAGGAUGGAAAUUGUCUCAGUUUCCUCUCUUAAAAAGAAGAGAAAAUACAUUUCUAAGAAACAAAAGAAUGAACUUACACCUUAGCAAGCCUUGACAAAACUGCUAAAAACAAAAGAAACAAAAGCCACAAGUUCAUUGUAUAUUUCAAAGAGGAUAAUUGUGCUGAUUGCCUUUUUCUUUUCCAGAUUUUAAGACUUUUUGGAUGCCAAGCAGAAAAAAAAAAAAAACUGGUAC
Sus scrofa (pig) is the source of this 1782-nucleotide messenger RNA. Lineage: Eukaryota; Metazoa; Chordata; Mammalia; Artiodactyla; Suidae. The record is from RefSeq and is a predicted model, not a curated record.